Messenger RNA from Brienomyrus brachyistius, 1227 nucleotides. Its product is annotated as F-actin-capping protein subunit alpha-2. Gene Ontology annotation, cellular component: F-actin capping protein complex; actin cortical patch. Gene Ontology annotation, biological process: actin cytoskeleton organization; barbed-end actin filament capping. The transcript is spliced from 10 exons. Gene Ontology annotation, molecular function: actin filament binding. The record is from RefSeq and is a predicted model, not a curated record. NCBI's taxonomy places the organism in Eukaryota, Metazoa, Chordata, Actinopteri, Osteoglossiformes, Mormyridae. The coding region runs from base 87 to 947 and encodes 286 amino acids.
GCCGUGUACACAGCUUUGCGUGCGCCGAACGAGCACGCGCUGACGUCACGAGGGCUGGGGCGAGCCGCUUAUGCCGGAAGGGAAAGAUGGCGGAUCCUGAGGAGCAUAUAUCCGACGAAGAGAAGGUGCGCAUAGCUGCAAACUUCGUCAUCCACGCCCCUCCUGGAGAAUUCAAUGAAGUUUUCAAUGAUGUGCGGCUGCUGCUUAAUAAUGACAAUCUGCUCAGGGAAGGCGCAGCACAUGCAUUUGCACAGUACAACUUGGAUCAGUUUACGCCAGUGAAAAUCGAAGGCUUUGAUGAGCAGGUCUUAAUCACAGAGCAUGGAGACCUGGGCAACGGCCGCGUUCUGGACCCCAAGAACAAGAUCUCCUUCAAGUUUGACCACCUGAGGAAAGAGGCAAGUGACCCGCGACCCCAUGAUGCAGACAGCGGCAUGGAAAGCUGGAGGAACGCCGUGGACAUUGCCGUGCGAGCCUACGUCAAGGAGCACUAUCCCUACGGCGUCUGCGCAAUUUAUGGGAAGACUAUCGAUGGACAUCAAACCAUCAUUGUGUGCAUAGAGUGCCAUCAGUUUCAACCAAAAAACUUCUGGAAUGGACGCUGGAGGUCGGAAUGGAAGUUCACCAUCACCCCGUCCUCUACUCAAAUUGUGGGGAUCAUGAAGAUCCAGGUUCACUACUAUGAAGAUGGCAAUGUGCAGUUGGUGAGCCACAAGGAAGUCCAGGAGCCCAUGAAUCUUUCGAAUGAGGCUCAGACCGCAAAGGAAUUCAUCAAGAUCAUGGAAGCAGCAGAGAAUGACUACCAGACUGCCAUUAACGAGAAUUACCAGACCAUGUCGGACACGACCUUUAAAGCCCUGCGCCGGCAGCUUCCUGUGACGCGCACCAAGAUCGACUGGAACAAGAUUCUGAGCUACAAGAUUGGCAAAGAGAUGCAGAAUGCUUAGGAGCAGCAUGUCGUGUGACAUCAUCAAUAAAAGCUGUGGUCUCACAUAAAACAUUUUACACACCAAAAGCCACUUUCUAUUAUGAAAUUAAUUUGCCACUCCUCCAGUCACAUCAUACUCCACAUGAAAUAAUGCCUUUUUUUCCUUUUGUGUGUUCAGUCGGGAAAUUUUAUGUGCAUCAUACCUUGAGGCACAAGUCCUGGGGGGGGUGAGACCACACUUUUUAUUAAUCAAUCACGAGAACUUCUAAGCCCAGAGAAAUAAAGAUUAUUUUAACGAA